AGAGAGUAAUGGCGACAAAUUCUGAAAGCUCCUUUGAAGCAGAGAAAUCAGAUGGAGACUGUGUUACUACUACUACUACUACUAAUAAAGCACAACAAAGUAGUCGCAUUUUGAGCCAGGAAGAGGAGAACGUGAGAGAUGGCUACUUGUUCUGCUGUGAGAAUUUCUACACUCUUCCUGAGAUGAUCAAUUACAUGAAGGAGAAUCACGGUGUUGAGCAGACCACUGUGACUAAGGUUUUUAGGGAACUCUUAAAGGGUACAGAAGCAGAGGCAUAUCUCAGAGUAUCACAUAAAAGAAUGAAGACAAGAACUACUACUUGAACAGAGGAUGACUUGUAGAUUGGUUUUGUUUGAAAUUCGUUGGUUUUUGGGUUAUAUAGUAAGAAACAGACUACUUGUAUUAUUUAUGUCAUAUUCCGGUUUAGUAUCUUCUUCCAUU
Molecule: messenger RNA, 441 nt
Organism: Capsella rubella
Lineage: Eukaryota; Viridiplantae; Streptophyta; Magnoliopsida; Brassicales; Brassicaceae
Exons: 2
Coding region: 9-323 (104 amino acids)
Source: RefSeq, a predicted model, not a curated record